AACGUUUGUGGACACAAGCUUCCCGGUCGGCGAGAGCGUAGGUUGGCAACUGCGGAGGAGACUGAGCCGGAUCGUGGGCAUGUCGGAGCGGCGAACGCGGUCCGGAGGGGCCGCCCAGCGGUCGGGAGUCAGGACUCCACUUACUAAGUCUUCUAAGAGGUUCCAGCGGAAAUCUGGCUCAGAUCUUCCAAACAUCCUUCCUGAAAUUUGGCCGAAGACACCUCAUGCGGCUCCGGUCAGAAAGCCCAUCGUCUUGAAGAAGAUCGUGGCUCACGCAGUAGAGGUCCCAUCUGCCCACACGCUUCGAAGGAGUCCUAGGAUCUCUUUUAUCUUGGAAAAAGAAAACAGCCCUCCUCUCAAGGUCCCUACUAAGGAGGACCUCUUCAAGACUUGCAGUGUCCCUGGUACCCCCACCAGCACCCCAGUGCUGUAUGCUCAGAAUGUUGACUCUAACUCCGGGGAGGGAGAGCUGGACAUCAGAGACUUGGAAAUGUCCCAGAAAGUCAGACGAUCAUACAGUCGGCUGGAGAGCCUCAGUUCUGCCUCAACCUCCACUCCUGGUCGCCGGUCCUUCUUUGGCUUUGAGGGACCUGAAGACUUGCCUGGAGUCUCACCUGUUGUGUGUUCAAAGUUAACUGAAGUUCCAAAGGUACCUGUGAAGCCCUGGGUUCCAGACACAACCCUUCCUGGUAUCUCUCCUCCAGCUGUGAAAGAGAAGCGAAAGAAGAAGGUGCCAGAGAUCCUGAAAUCGGAGCUGGAUGAGUGGGCUAUGGCCAUGAAUGCUGAGUUUGAAGCUGCUGAACAGUUUGAUCUUCUGAUUGAAUGAGAUAGAGUGGGGGUACCCCCGGCCAUGCUCUCACCUCUCUCUCCUUGUGCAUAUUGCCCUUGAGUAGAAAGGACUUGUAAGGUCCUCUUUAUUGGCCUUGUUAUCCAGAAAGGUGUUGCUGGCCCCCGUCAUAUUGUAACUAGUACCCUGGGCGGUCUACCUCCACAGUGUUGGAGAUGAGAAGCCAUUCUGCUCUGAGCCCACACUGUCAGAAACAGGUUCAGCCGUGGGCUGUCUCUGGUGUUGCCCUCUGGUGGCUUGGAGUCUGGCCACCAACCAGUAAAAGCGUUCUAUAGAGUCUGAUAGGGAACUCACAGGCUGGGGAGCUGGACUUGGAGUCUGGGUUAUGAAAAAGGCAGAGGGAGUCAUAGUUGGGUGUUUUUUUUUUUUUUUUUAAGCACAUGUGACUAUUACAUAGGAGCUGUUCGUGUCUGUGUUCUGCUCUUAACACAUUGGUGAAUGAGGUACCGAUGCUUGGGGCACAGUGGACAUACUCCAUAGUGUGGGCUCCAGAUGCCACCAAGUCAGGGUUUGUGGUCUCUCUUUGACCAUCCUCUCCUCACCCACAUCUCUUUCUUUCUGAUGAGCUGCAGUCUCAGCUCUAGGAUGUGGUUCUUUGCAACUACACUGAGAAAGCUCUGGGUGUUACUGCCCAUGAUCCAGACAGCUGCUCACUGGAGGCCGUGAGCUUGACUAUUACACUCUCACAUGAGACCAUUCCGAGGGGGUUGCUGGGAAUUAAAAUGUGUGUCUCGUGGUCUCUCUCUGCGGAAAUGUCUCCUGCCUACCACUCCUCUCUGGUAGAAGAUACGGUUUCAAACGCCAUUGGAUUUUUGCAAGUUUAUGGGAGGAGAAACUGUG
This is a messenger RNA of Chionomys nivalis (European snow vole), 1687 nucleotides long. Its product is annotated as sororin-like. The record is from RefSeq and is a predicted model, not a curated record. The transcript is spliced from 6 exons. The coding region runs from base 80 to 826 and encodes 248 amino acids. NCBI's taxonomy places the organism in Eukaryota, Metazoa, Chordata, Mammalia, Rodentia, Cricetidae.